Molecule: messenger RNA, 871 nt
Organism: Pseudoliparis swirei
Lineage: Eukaryota; Metazoa; Chordata; Actinopteri; Perciformes; Liparidae
Gene: tnnt2e
Product: troponin T2e, cardiac
Exons: 11
Coding region: 16-762 (248 amino acids)
Biological process (GO): cardiac muscle contraction; regulation of muscle contraction; sarcomere organization
Cellular component (GO): troponin complex
Molecular function (GO): troponin C binding; tropomyosin binding; troponin I binding
Source: RefSeq, a predicted model, not a curated record
GUAGCCUCACUAAUUAUGUUCUUGUUAGUUAUAGAAGUUGAAGUUGAAGAAGCUGUACCAGAAGUAGAAGACCCCGCAGAAGAAGAUGACGCCAAACCCAAACCAAAGCCAUUCGCUCCACCUGCGGCGGUGCCGAAGUUACCAGAGGGAGGAGACAAAGUCGACUUUGAUGACAUCCACAGGAAGCGUCAGGAGAAGGAUCUGACGGAGCUGCAGUCUCUGAUCGAGGCCCACUUCAUCCAGAGGAAGAACGACGAGGCGGAGCUCGCCGCUCUCGUCACCAGGAUCGAGAAGCGUCGUACCGAGAGGGCCGAGCAGCAGAGGAUCCACGCUGAGAAGGAGAAGGAGAGGCAGGCUCGUGUUGCGGAAGAAAAGGAGAGGAAGGAGCUGCAGGACGCCCAGAAGAGGCAGGACGAUGACUUCAAGAAGAAGAAGGCUCUGACGAACAGGACUCAGCAGUAUGGCGGCGUCCAACAGAGGCAAGAAGGAAAGAAGGGAGCGAAAAAGCAGACGGAGAGAGAGAAGAAAAAGAAGAUCUUGGCAGACAGGAGGAAGCCGCUCGCCAUCGACCAUCUCAAUGAGGAGAAAGCAAAGGAGAAGGCCAGCGAGCUGUGGAAGUGGCUGAUGUCCUUGGAGUCUGAGAAGUUCGACCUCAGCGAGAAACUGAAGAAACAGAAAUAUGAGAUCAAUGUGCUCCAGUCCCGAAUCAGUGAGCAGCAGAAGUUCGCCAAAGGAAGAGGCAAGGCCAAGGGCAGGAGAUAGGAGCACACAUCAGCAGCUCUCCAAGCAAACGUCUGAAAAUGAGCAGUAUUUGAACUUGGAUAACAUUAAUGUAUGUUUAAACAAUAAAUAAAUACUUCUGUGGAGCCUG